This is a messenger RNA of Prorocentrum cordatum, 909 nucleotides long. The record is from the annotation of a GenBank genome assembly. Lineage: Eukaryota; Dinophyceae; Prorocentrales; Prorocentraceae.
GACCUCCCGCAGGGGGUGCUGCAGCACGUGGCGGACCUCGGCUCCACCUUCAUGGGCCGCGUGCAGCUCCAGAGAGCGUGCUCGGCCACCAGGCUGGUGGAGUGGCGGUGGGCCCCGCCCCUGUCCCUGUCGGAGGACUUCAGCGGCCUUGGCUUGGGGGACGUGGGCGCCUGCGCGGUGGCCGAGGCGCUGAUGCGCGAGGGGAGCGAUGCCGUGGUCCGGCUCCACGUCGGCAACAAUGCCAUCGGCGACCGUGGGGCGGCCGCACUGGCCAGUGCGCUUGCCAGGAGCCCCGCGUCUGUGCGGCGCGUGUACCUGGAGGAGAACGAGAUCGGUCUGUCCGGGGCCAGGGCCAUUUUGGGAGCGGCCGCAUUUCAUGGAAUGCUCCAGGAGGUCGACCUGCGCGGCAACCGUUUGAGGGCCGCUGACAAGGAGGAGCUUAGGCGCUCGUACAAGUGGAGGCGGGUUCUGCUCGACUGGGAUUUACCCUCGCCCACGUACAUGUCCGACACUCAGCCAAACAUCGACGCCAGCAUGCGCUGCGUCCUCUUCGACUGGCUGAUAGACGUCUUUACCAAUGCUUUCCACACUCCAGCGCAGGACGGAUCUUUCGACGCGUCGGAGAUGUUCCAGACGUUCAGCCUCGUGGACAGGUACCUGAGCCGGCGGGCGGUGACGAGGGCGCAGCUCCAGUUGGUCGGAGCCGCUUGCGCCUUCGUGUCGGUGAGGCACGGCGAUCUCACAGGCGAUCGCGAGCCGCAGGCGCUCGAGAGCGUCAGACGGCUGGUCAGGGUGAGCGCCAGUGCGUUCACUGGCGAAGACCUUCUGAGGACCGCGGGGGACAUCAGGGCGGUGCUCGAGCACGACCUGGAUCACGUGCCGAUGCCACGGUGGCGGACAUGCUCCUAA